Onthophagus taurus is the source of this 648-nucleotide messenger RNA. The record is from RefSeq and is a predicted model, not a curated record. Lineage: Eukaryota; Metazoa; Arthropoda; Insecta; Coleoptera; Scarabaeidae.
UUCAAAAAUUAAAUAAUUAACAUGGAAAUAUGUCGAUUAUGUUUCAAUUCAACAUCAAAUUCAUAUACACCUUUAAAUUUAACCGACGGAAGCGCCCACCGUAAGCAAUUACAAAUAAUUCUCCCAGAAAUAGAUUUAAAGGCGAUUUUAUCGCCGGUGUUGUGUUCAAAUUGCUCAACAACCCUCGAAGACGUUUUUAUUCUAAGAAAAACUUGGCUAGAAUGCGAGAAAAAGCUAAAAAACUACUUGGAAAACACACAUAACCUCAACAAUCCUUGUUUAUUUGAUGUAAUUAAGGAAGAUAGUAAAUUGGGGAUUUCAAACGCUCCCAUUAAUUUAAACGAAGAAGAGGAAAUAAAAAAUGAGCUUGAAUUAGAUGAUUUUAAUUUGGAUGAGGAUAUAAAAAUCGAAAAAAAUGAAAUUUGUGAUAUUUGCACGAAAAAUGAGUGUGAUUGUCAAUAUUCUUGUUUGAUAAGCCCCUAAAAGUUUAAAUUAUUAACUUAAAAAACUACUUUAAACUUAAUAAUUUACUUAUUAAAGAGAAACGUCAAAAAAUGACAGUUAAUAAAAGGGAUCUAUUUUAUCCACUUCGUCUACACGAACAAUAACAAUCAUUUUUAUUUAAAAAUUAAAUGAUUAACAUGGAAA